Molecule: messenger RNA, 2171 nt
Organism: Vavraia culicis subsp. floridensis
Lineage: Eukaryota; Fungi; Microsporidia; Pleistophoridae
Exons: 1
Coding region: 1-2094 (697 amino acids)
Source: RefSeq, a predicted model, not a curated record
AUGAGUCUCAAGUUCAAGAAAGUUGACAAAUGUGAAGAUGUGAAAAGGAUAGAUUGCUCUUCUUCGGGCGUAUACAUACUCAAAACAGACAUGGUGUUGACCACAGAAUCAGGCCAAACAUGUGCACAGAAUUGUAAAGACUUCGCUUGCUUCAAAAAUGAUGUCCUUGUUUAUGAUGGGCGCGAUUUGAUCUUUGGAGAUGGAAGGCUUACUGUGGAUGCGUGCUCGGAUGUUUUUCUCAACGACAAUAUUGGUUUGCUGAGAAACAGCACGUUAAUCAUCUAUGAUAGAAAAUUCAAGGUACUGGGAGAAUAUGAGUGCGUUUCGAAAGUGGGAUUUUUGUCAGACGGUUUUAUCGUGGAACUAACCGAACCAAGCUCAACCUUGAGAAUAUAUAAAAAUUUAGAAAAAUUUGAUGAAUUGAGUGGUAAGUUACUGUUUUGUAAGGAAAAUGUGUACGGUGUGCUGAACGAAAAAAUUAUCAUUUAUAAGAAUCACGUUGUAAAGCAGCGCAUAGAGCUGGCGGGAGGUGCACUAUCAUUUGCUGAAUUUGAGGAUAUAGGAAUACUUUAUGAUGACGAGGAGUUCAGGUAUUUUUAUAGAGGUGAAGAGGUUAUCAAUCAGGAAGAAGAAGAGUUGUUGGUGAUGGGACUCGAUAAAAAUGGUGAGUCCGUUGGUCUGAGAGAUAUUGUGAUAUUUAGGGACCUUGUAUAUCUACUUGGUUAUAAUGAUACGUUGACUAGAUAUAAGAUAGAAAUAGAAAAUGACAAAGGUGCUGGUGAUCAGUCUAGCAGUAGGAUCAGCAUGCUAGAUAUGGAACCAGAUUUGGAUUUUAAUGAGCUUUCGCUUGAUGAGAGCACAGCAGCAACGAAUGCGCCAAAAAGAGAAGAAAAGGAGACGAAGCAAGAAGGUACAGAAGCUCAGGAGGAAUCGAGUAGGCUUACAGAAGCUUUUAAGUCUACAUCAUUGUUUAGCAGCAAAACCGGUACACUGGCGGCCAAUCUUUUUACCAGCGCUACAAGGGAGACUGGUGCUAAAAAUGUAUCACAAACGACAAUUUUUAAGGAUAGCUCACCAGAAAAGAAGAGUUUUGAUGCUUCGAUCCAAGAUAAACCAAGAAAUACAACGAUAAAUCUGAAUGUUGUCGGCUCUAGUAGUAUCGGAAGUAGUUCUGACGGGGCCAAGAGUGUCGUGGCAGGAGAGGAAGUAAAAAAUAAAGAUAGGACAGCUGUGGAUGUAAAAGCGGGCGAUUCAAUAACCGGAUUAUUUCAGCGAGGUGCUGUUGUUGGGAACACUACAGGUUCAACACGUUUUUCUGCCAUAGAUAAAAAAGAAUCUAUAUCAAGUCAGACUGCGCCAAAAAAUCCCGACGAAGUUCUCAAGACAUCUUUACGCUGUGACAUUAACUCCUUGAUGAAUGAUUUUAUGUCUAUAAAGACCAAUACGUACCAAUUCGAGAGCAUCGACGACCUACCCGACAGCGAAAAUUACCGAUUAAUAUAUACAAAACUCAAGUUCUUGGAAACUGUGAAUGAGAGAAGUAUUAAAAAGGAACUAUCACGGCUGAAUGCAAUGCUGAAUAGGAAAAUUACAUUUGAGAACUAUUUAGGCUAUUUCGAUGAAAAAAUAAAGGUUCUAAAUAGUGCGCGAUACCUGAUCAAGCACAGAAGUGCACCUGUAUAUGAUUCAGCUUUUAGUAAUCGGCAACUUGCGGCUAAGUUUUUGGACGAUUUAAAACUUUUGGAUGCGAAAGCUGUCAAUAAGCUUGACAAACUAGAAGAAAGAGAGCGUAUGUGCAAGAGUGAGCAGGUUAAAACUGAGACAGCUUUUGUUGCACCACAAUCGGGAAAUAAUGUCUCCUCUACACCGACCAGAAAUGAACCUACCGGUAGUUUUCAGCCUCCAUCCAUUCAGCAAAAUAUCUUUCAAGAACAACCGUUGUUCAAUCCAAUGAACAGUUUUUCUCCAAAUACCACGAAUAGCGUACAGAACAGCUCGAACACGCCCUCUUCCAUGAAUACACGAACAUCGACGUUUUCACGUUUCCUGAACAAACAAAAUGAUGUGUUGAAAAAGAUGGAAGAACGAAAAUGAUAAUUGUGUUUGCCAGUGGUCUGUACCGAUACAAAUUGCUUAUUAAACCGUAUUUAAUACACUAAGCUUUUAAUCGU